AUGCAGAACAUGGAGGUGUCGCCCCGCGACCCCGAGGAGUUCACUCGUUACGUACAGGACAUUUUCAAGCAGAUCAUGCCUCUGCUUGAGUUCCACGAUGAUAUCAUGCAGAGCAUUUCGGAAAAGUUUGAGAAGAUUCCCGUUCUUCCCAAGAUUCUCGAGCAGCUGGAGGAGCAGAUGACCAAGUUCGUGUACACGAAUCUUGCGCCGUUCAUUCUGCCUGUCAUUCACCAGAUCCAGAACGAGAUGAAGACUGGAUCGCAGGAGAUCGUGGAGAGCAGCGAGCGUGAGCAGCACAUUGUCUUCAACGACAACCGGUCUUCCGACCCCACUCACUCCAUGCUCUCCAAGGAUCACUUCACCAACCUUCUGAACGAGCCCGCUGGCCGCACCGCCUCUGAGAUGAUUCGCUGGGUUGUUCCCCAGAUCAUGUCUGCCAUUGAUGACGAGAACAUCGACGUCAACCAGACCCUGACCCGCAUCAUUUAUGGUGUUUUCCACCACCCCGCUCAGCGUGACCAGGGCAACGACGGCAUCAGCGAGGGCAGGAAGGUCAUCUUUGGUUCCAUUGAGAACUGGUGGGAGGGCCUUGGCCGCCAGGGCCAAGACGAUUACCGCCGCAAGCUAAGCCGUGAUGGCGUGAAGAACAAUGAGAACCACAAGCCUGGUGUUCACGACACUGGUCACGGCCACGGUUGCAACGGCAAGCUCCAGAUGCACAAGCAAUUCGGCGGCAAGCCCGAGACGUGGGAAGACAAGGUUGCCGACAAGGCGGCUGGCGCCAUCAUCACGGGUGCUACUGGUGCCAUCUCUGGCAUCAUUGAGCAGACGACUGGCGUCAAGGUACCCUCGUACAAGCAGCCUGAGCGGAAGGAGGAGAAGCAGAGCUCUGGCGCAGGAGGCUUGCUCGGCGCUGCUUCGUCUAUCUUCGGCGAGGUCUUCGGUAACGAUGAGAAGGAGAAGACUACCUCUAGCCACAAGAACAACGAUGGCUCGUACACCCAGACCCAGACCGAAUACGGUCACUCUGGCAACAAGUAUGCUCAAGCGCAAAAAACGGAGACCCAGUACCCUGACGGUGGUCGCCGUACCGAGUACAAGAAGUACGAGCAGGAAGAACAGUCUGGUGGGCGCACAAGCGGCCACGGCUACGAGGAGAAGACUGAGACGCGGCCAUCGCAGGGCGGCGGUUAUGAGCAGCGCACCGAGCGCCACGAGUACCAGGGUAGUUCUUCGGGCUACGGCGGUCGCCAGGAGCAAAGCAGUUACGGUGGUCGACAAGAGGAGAGCAGCUACGGCGGACGCCAGGAAAACUCUGGAUAUGGAGGCCGCCAGGAGCAGAGCAGCUACGGCGGACGCCAGGAGAGCUCUGGCUACGGUGGUCGCCAGGAGCAGAGCAGCUAUGGUGGUCGUGAGGAGAGCUCUGGCUACGGUGGCCGUCAGCAGGAGAGCAGCUACGGCGGCCGCGAGGAGAGCUCUGGCUACGGUGGCCGUCAGCAGGAGAGCAGCUACGGCGGCCGUGAGGAGAGCUCUGGCUACGGUGGCCGUCAGCAGGAGAGCAGCUACGGCAGCCGCCAGGAGAGCAGCUAUGGCAGCCGCCAAGAGAGCAGCUACGGCAGCCGCCAGGAGAGCAGCUAUGGCAGCCGCCAAGAGAGCAGCUAUGGGGGGCGUGAGGAGCAGAGCAGCUACGGUGGCCGUCAGCAGAGUUCUGGCUAUGGUGGCCGUGAAGAGCAGAGCAGCUACGGAGGUCGCCAGGAGAGCAGCUACGGCGGCCGUCAGGAGAGCUCUGGAUACGGUGGUCGUGAGGAACAGAGCAGCUACGGCGGUGGCGGCGGCGGUGGUUACGGAGGGCGCCAAGAAGAGAGCUACGGCGGCCGUCAGGAAGAGAGCUAUGGUAGUGGGCACGGGCGCAACCGCAGCGGCGAACGUAACCGCAGCCGGGAGCGCAACCGCAGCCAGGAACGCAACCGAAGCCGUAACCGCAGCCAGGAGCGCGCUGGUAGGGGGUAUGGGCCGUGGCGGCAGGCGUUGAGGCUGACGUGGUGA
Molecule: messenger RNA, 2046 nt
Organism: Verticillium alfalfae VaMs.102
Lineage: Eukaryota; Fungi; Ascomycota; Sordariomycetes; Glomerellales; Plectosphaerellaceae
Product: NIMA-interacting protein TinC
Exons: 2
Coding region: 1-2046 (681 amino acids)
Source: RefSeq, a predicted model, not a curated record